This is a messenger RNA of Misgurnus anguillicaudatus (oriental weatherfish), 6292 nucleotides long. The record is from RefSeq and is a predicted model, not a curated record. Lineage: Eukaryota; Metazoa; Chordata; Actinopteri; Cypriniformes; Cobitidae.
GCAGCUCCUCCCCUGACAGCAGAAAUGAAAACUACAAUGCUACAAAGUUUCAUUUGUUUUGAAGUAUACCGAAAGAAAAACCGGGCUCUUCACGCCAAAAUGAAAAAGAGGAUAACCCUUAAAUCUAUCACUUAUUUUUCAAACAAUGAUCUGUCUUCAUUGCACCUAUGGUAGCCUACAAAAGGGGACAAGGGACAAAUAGGACAGAAGGAGACAGAAAGGACAAUGUCCUUGGUGGUUCUGUUGCUUUUCUUUGGAUUGUUGGGGCAAGCUUGUGAAAAUCUGAAUAAUGUGUCUUGCUCAGCAUCAUCAACCGUUACACCACAUAACGUGUCUGCAUCAGACACAACCAUUAUGGAAAAGGCUCAAACGAUUAACAGUGUACUGCGACAGUGGCCAGUUGCUAAUCGCACAGAGAUCAAAAUUAUUAGGAGGGGGCCAUAUGUUUUUGCCAGACAGUUUUGGUAUCCCAGUUUAGAAAUAGCUCUUAAAAAACCACAACCCACGUCACCUGCAUUUACAAUGGCCAUAACACCAACACAAUCAAAUACAGCACAGCCAUUCACUAGCAUAUUACCUGCUUCAUCCAUCGCACAAACAAUCACAUCAGGGCCACCAACAUCCUACACAACAAAGACCACUAUUUCAACUUCAAACUUCAUUCAAACAAACACAACCAAAAAGAAAACUACCUCGAGACAAUUAUCACCAUCUACAGAGCCAACGACAUUAACAGUGCCACCAACAAUCAUCACUCCAGUGACAACAGACUUACAACUUACAACUACCGAAUCAGGACAACUUACAAUUGCAACAAAAUCCAGACUUUCAACAGACACCUCAACUACAUCAGGAAAAAUAACAUUCACACCAGCAUCACCAGACACAUCAUUUGCUCAGACUUCUCCAGUGGCAUCAGGAAUGACAGAAUUGGCAACAACCGCAAUACCCGAAACAGUUGAAGGACCAGUCAUACCAACGUCACCAGUCUCCACAGCAACUGGAACAACAAAAGUGACGACUACUGCAUUGCCCAAAACAGACACGGAUAAAACUGUUAAAACAACAAUGCAAGAGGUUACAACAGAAACUGCAGAUAGUGCAGCUACAACAAGAUCAACAGGAGUGUCAUCAGCAUUCCCAGCAACUGCAUCAGGGACAGACAGUUCUGCUUCAAUAGCGCAUACUACACUGGAAGAACAAUCAACAUUUGCAUCAAUUACAGCUAAUGAAUCAGGGACAAGCACCGCAGCAACUGUUAUAAAUGAACCAGAAACACAUGCAACCAAGACCACACAAGCUGAGCAUGAAUCUGCAACACAAGUGUCAAUGAAGCCAUUUACAGUUGCUCAAACUUUAGAGGGAUCGACCACUGUCUUCACAGUAACACAAGAGCCAGCAACACAAGUUGAUACUACAUUAAAUGAUUCGAACACAGAGGGAUCAACAAAUGCACCUACUAUAGCAACUGAUUCAGGAACAAGCACACCAGCAAGUGUUAAAAAUGAAUCCAAGACUACACCAGUUGAGGGUUCAUCCACAACUGAUUCUGCAACACAAGUUUCUGUUAACCCACAAACAGAAGCUCAUGCCUCAGAAGGACCUACAACUGUCUUCACAGUAACACAAGAGCCUGCAACACAAGUUGAUACUACAUUUAAGGAAUCUAACACAGAGGGAUCAACAAAUGCACCUACUAUAGCAACUGAUUCAGGAACAAGCACAUCAGCAAGUGUUAAAAAUGAAUCCAAGACUACACCAGUUGAGGGUUCAUCCACAACUGAUUCUGCAACACAAGUUUCUAUUAACCCACAAACAGAAGCUCAUGCCACAGAAGGACCUACAACUGUCUUCACAGUAACACAAGAGCCUGCAACACAAGUUGAUACUACAUUUAAGGAAUCUAACACAGAGGGAUCAACAAAUGCACCUACUAUAGCAACUGAUUCAGGAACAAGCACAUCAGCAAGUGUUAAAAAUGAAUCCAAGACUACACCAGUUGAGGGUUCAUCCACAACUGAUUCUGCAACACAAGUUUCUGUUAACCCACCAACAGAAGAUUAUGCCUCAGAAGGACCUACAACUGUCUUCACAGUAACACAAGAGCCUGCAACACAAGUUGAUACUACAUUUAAGGAAUCUAACACAGAGGGAUCAACAAAUGCACCUACUAUAGCAACUGAUUCAGGAACAAGCACAUCAGCAAAUGUUAAAAAUGAAUCCAAGACUACACCAGUUGAGGGUUCAUCCACAACUGAUUCUGCAACACAAGUUUCUAUUAACCCACAAACAGAAGCUCAUGCCUCAGAAGGACCUACAACUGUCUUCACAGUAACACAAGAGCCUGCAACACAAGUUGAUACUACAUUUAAGGAAUCUAACACAGAGGGAUCAACAAAUGCACCUACUAUAGCAACUGAUUCAGGAACAAGCACAUCAGCAAGUGUUAAAAAUGAAUCCAAGACUACACCAGUUGAGGGUUCAUCCACAACUGAUUCUGCAACACAAGUUUCUGUUAACCCACCAACAGAAGCUCAUGCCUCAGAAGGACCUACAACUGUCUUCACAGUAACACAAGAGCCUGCAACACAAGUUGAUACUACAUUUAAGGAAUCUAACACAGAGGGAUCAACAAAUGCACCUACUAUAGCAACUGAUUCAGGAACAAGCACAUCAGCAAGUGUUAAAAAUGAAUCCAAGACUACACCAGUUAAGGGUUCAUCCACAACUGAUUCUGCAACACAAGUUUCUGUUAACCCACCAACAGAAGCUCAUGCCUCAGAAGGACCUACAACUGUCUUCACAGUAACACAAGAGCCUGCAACACAAGUUGAUACUACAUUUAAGGAAUCUAACACAGAGGGAUCAACAAAUGCACCUACUAUAGCAACUGAUUCAGCAACAAGCACACCAGCAAGUGUUAAAAAUGAAUCCAAGACUACACCAGUUAAGGGUUCAUCCACAACUGAUUCUGCAACACAAGUUUCUGUUAACCCACCAACAGAAGCUCAUGCCUCAGAAGGACCUACAACUGUCUUCACAGUAACACAAGAGCCUGCAACACAAGUUGAUACUACAUUUAAGGAAUCUAACACAGAGGGAUCAACAAAUGCACCUACUAUAGCAACUGAUUCAGGAACAAGCACAUCAGCAAGUGUUAAAAAUGAAUCCAAGACUACACCAGUUGAGGGUUCAUCCACAACUGAUUCUGCAACACAAGUUUCUGUUAACCCACCAACAGAAGCUCAUGCCUCAGAAGGACCUACAACUGUCUUCACAGUAACACAAGAGCCUGCAACACAAGUUGAUACUACAUUUAAGGAAUCUAACACAGAGGGAUCAACAAAUGCACCUACUAUAGCAACUGAUUCAGGAACAAGCACAUCAGCAAGUGUUAAAAAUGAAUCCAAGACUACACCAGUUAAGGGUUCAUCCACAACUGAUUCUGCAACACAAGUUUCUGUUAACCCACCAACAGAAGCUCAUGCCUCAGAAGGACCUACAACUGUCUUCACAGUAACACAAGAGCCUGCAACACAAGUUGAUACUACAUUUAAGGAAUCUAACACAGAGGGAUCAACAAAUGCAUCUACUAUAGCAACUGAUUCAGCAAAAAGCACACCAGCAAGUGUUAAAAAUGAAUCCAAGACUACACCAGUUGAGGGUUCAUCCACAACUGAUUCUGCAACACAAGUUUCUGUUAACCCACCAACAGAAGCUCAUGCCUCAGAAGGACCUACAACUGUCUUCACAGUAACACAAGAGCCUGCAACACAAGUUGAUACUACAUUUAAGGAAUCUAACACAGAGGGAUCAACAAAUGCACCUACUAUAGCAACUGAUUCAGGAACAAGCACAUCAGCAAAUGUUAAAAAUGAAUCCAAGACUACACCAGUUGAGGGUUCAUCCACAACUGAUUCUGCAACACAAGUUUCUAUUAACCCACAAACAGAAGCUCAUGCCUCAGAAGGACCUACAACUGUCUUCACAGUAACACAAGAGCCCGCAACACAAGUUGAUACUACAUUUAAGGAAUCUAACACAGAGGGAUCAACAACUGCACCUACUAUAGCAACUGAUUCAGGAACAAGCACAUCAGCAAGUGUUAAAAAUGAAUCCAAGACUACACCAGUUGAGGGUUCAUCCACAACUGAUUCUGCAACACAAGUUUCUGUUAACCCACCAACAGAAGCUCAUGCCUCAGAAGGACCUACAACUGUCUUCACAGUAACACAAGAGCCUGCAACACAAGUUGAUACUACAUUUAAGGAAUCUAACACAGAGGGAUCAACAAAUGCAUCUACUAUAGCAACUGAUUCAGCAACAAGCACACCAGCAAGUGUUAAAAAUGAAUCCAAGACUACACCAGUUGAGGGUUCAUCCCCUGCAAUAAAUUCUGCAACAGAAGAAACAACAACCUGGCUAGCAACGGCGUCUACUCUUCCUAAAAGCUCAACCUCGGCACCAGAUUUAUCUCAUGUUACAAUGGAGCCUUCGCCAGACAAAACUGAUUUUGCAACACAGGUUUCUGUUAACCCACCAACAGAAGCUCAUGCCUCAGAAGGACCUACAACAGUCAUCAAAAUAACACAAGAGCCUGCAACACAAGCUGAUAACGAUAAUGCAUCAACAGCACAUAUUACGUUUAAUGAAUCAAGCACAAACAAAUCAACAAAUGCAACUACUGCAGCAAGUGCACCGGGUACAAACACAUCAGCAAAUGGUAUAAUUGAAACACAAACAAAUGCAACCAAGGCUACACCAGUUGAGGGUUCAUCUGUAACAAAUUCUUCAACAAAAGGUACAAGGACAACAACAACAGGCCUAGGAAAGGUGUCCACUCUUCCCAAAAACCCAACCGUGGUACCACAAUUACCUCAGGUUACAACCAAACUUGCACCAGCAAAAAGUGAAUCUCCAAUACAAGUUGUGCCAACUGCAUCAAAUCCACAUGCAUCAGCUACAACUGUAAAAAAGGAUUUGUUUACUGCUCCUCCCUCCUUUGAUGAGGGAGGGAUACUCUUAAUAUUCAGUCUAAAUGACACUUUUGAAAUAGCAUUUAAGACCAGAACAACCCCUACCUUCCUUAUUCUGGCCAAUAAAGUGGUUAACAUGAUAAACAAACUUUACGGGGAAAAGUUUAAGACAUUCAAACGAUCAAGAGUCAACAGUUUCUCGAAAGGAUCAAUUAUAGUUGAUAUGACUCUGGUCUUUGAGAACACUUCUGUAGUCCCAAGUGUCUCUGAAGUAGAAGCUGUUCUAUACAAUGCUGUUGAGGUUGACAAUCCCCUGAAAGUCAUAAUUGGAACAAUUAAAGCAGAGCCAAUAGCUUCUACAACUGCACCUACCACACCUAUUCAUGCAAAUAUUGAAAAUACUACUAUGAACUUGACAGCAGUCACAGGGCAAACAAGCACAACAUCUGCUGCCUCUGCAUGGAUGCUUCACUAUUCAAUAGUGGCUAUAACUGCCAUCAUCAUUGUUUUUGUAACUCAAGCUCAACAGAUUUAAACUAAGUGCAAGGCAAGCUGAUAAAGAAUAUGUAAUACAGUUACAUUUUAGACAUGUUAGACAUUGAAAUUAUUUUUUUAGGAUCAUCACUCUACUAAUAAUUUUAUGUUAUAAUAACCUUAACCAGUAUAUUUAUGGGUUAUGGUGCAUUAAGGUUAUGGUUCACCAAUUACUUUCUGCACUUUAAUUCAGAAUAAAAUGGUUUUAUUAAAAUACUGAUUUGUAUUUGUAUACUGUGUUGUAUACCAUAGUUAUAAUAUAUGUCAUAAACUGUUUUUGAACAGCAAUAAGCUGGUUGAAAAAUAGCAAGUCCUUUUAUUCUAGGCAAAUGGUGAAUAUUUUAAAGAUCCUAAAAUAAAACAUAUUUUUAUUUUUACAUAUUUUUAUAUAUAAAAACAUAGUUUUAAUAUAUUUGGGGUUGGGAUAUUAUUUCACAAAACAAUAUUUACAUAUUUUAAUUUCUGGUAUUUUUUAGUUUGGAGUUAAGUUAAAAAAGGGAGAAAGAACAUGCUACAUAUGCUUACAGUGUUGUUUGGGUCAGACAAAUCAUUUUGUGUUGGAUUAUAACUUACAUUUGCUAAAUCAGAUAUAUAAUAAAAAAAAAAAAUAAAAGAAACUAAAAUAAACAAAAUAUUUAGUGCAAGAACACUCCUCAUUCUUUCAUUCUUGUUUAAUGCUUAUAUAUUAUUGCUUAAUGUCAUUGAACUGAUAUUAUAUGGGUAUUCUGUUUUUUCUGUGUUCGGUGUUCAUCAAAUUAAAAAGUUAAUGCAUCUUGACAUAA